Molecule: messenger RNA, 3271 nt
Organism: Eriocheir sinensis (Chinese mitten crab)
Lineage: Eukaryota; Metazoa; Arthropoda; Malacostraca; Decapoda; Varunidae
Exons: 2
Coding region: 932-2761 (609 amino acids)
Source: RefSeq, a predicted model, not a curated record
GUAUUUGUUGGGGUUUUAGUGCUUGUUCGUUUUAGUGUUUCAUAUGUGUCGUUCGGGAUAGGUGAUUCGUAUGUAAUAUGAAUCGUAUUAUAUGGUUUCGAAACUAACGUAUCUAGUUUCUUCGUCGAUGAAGCCGGUGCACUCGGGCUGCAGGUACUGUGCGCACCUAGGGUUUUCUUGCCGAGUAAAGCCUAGAGAAAAGGGCAUUUGAGGUGGUUUACUUAUUCCCUCACGACAAAAAGCCUUUGUAUCGGCGCAUCAGUUUGUCCGUUUGAAAAGCCUUUGUAUCGGCGCAUCAGUUUAUCUGUUUGAAAAGCCUUUGUAUCGGCGCCUCAAUUUGUCUGUUUGAAAAGCCUUUGUAUCGGCGCCUCAGUUUAUCUGUUUGAAAAGCCUUUGUAUCGGCGCCUCAGUUUGUCUGUUUGAAAAGCCUUUGUAUCGGCGCCUCAGUUUGUCUGUUUGAAAAGCCUUUAUCAGAAGUUGCUGAGACUUUCAAGGAUUGUUUUGUGAUUCUCGUGAUAGUUUUCCAAAAGCUUCUGCACCUUGAACAGGGGAAAUCACCCAUGAAAACUCGGUUGGUCUCCUCUGUGGCAUCGAAAAAUAGUCGUAAUUGAAGUCCGGAGUAAGCUGUGUACAGGUAGGCAGUCACAUCCUGUCCCAGCACUGAAAAACCUAGGAAGAUGAUGUAAGAGUACCGUGGUAUAUGUAGUCAUCAUCAAGCCCGUUCUCUCUAGUAUCUCCUCCGUCCUGCCGGGAGUGGUCGCUGCUCGUUGAAAGCCUCUCCAAGUUUGGAAAGGGAGACCACGACUCGCUCCUAAGAUACGAGAGAGAAUACUCCAGCAUUCAUUGGAAGCUUGGGACUCAGCACUCUCUUCCCUUGUACACACACACACACACACACACACACACACACACACACACACUGUGAGCCACAAUGAACACCAUGCUGUCCUUACUCCCGCUGCUUUUUACGGCAUCGUUUCAAGCUACCGGAGCCUCCCUCAGCCCCGACCUGAACCAGCACUGCCCCGCCGAUAUUACCAUUUCGGGGGAUGAGGAAUGGGCAAACAUUUCCACCGCAGAGUGUGUGGCGAGCAAGAUGGAAAUAUUAUUGUACAUGCAACUAGUUCCAGGCUUCAAGGGCUACAGGCUCGUGGUUUGGAACGAUGGCUGGCAGAUCGACAACUGGUUCCCGCUGGACAAGACUUGUUUCACUAGGGACGUUGAGUGGUGGUACUUUGGGGUAAAUAUAAAUAUUGGUCGGGAAGAUUUAUACAAUCGUCCCUAUCUUCGGUUUGAAGUAUAUGCUGGUGAUUGUGCUCUUCAUUGCCACAGAAUAGGCUCCUUCACUAAUAAAAUGUAUGUCACUCUUGUGGCUCACGGGCCCUCAAGGUGGAGAUUAAAGAGCCCGAGGCCAACAUGCACUCUAGGAGGAUUAAGUUCAAAUUACACAUUGAUGAACUGCACCCCCACCGUCACCACCCCAACACUGACCAACCCCCCGACCCGUACAGUGACCACACUCACCACCCCUACAAUGACAAUGACCACAAACACCACCCCUACAAACACCACCACCAGAACAACCCCACUGCUUAUUACUGCAUCGUUGCCAGCGACCGCAGCUUCCCUCAGCACCGACCUGGACCAGCGCUGCCCCGCCGACAUUACCAUUUCGGGGGAUGAGGAAUGGGCGAACAUUUCCACCGCAGCUUGUGUGGCGAGCAAGAUGGAACUACUAUUGUACGUGCAUCCCGAUCCAGGCUUCAAGGGCUACAGGCUCAUGGCGUGGAAAAGUGAUUGGCAGAUCGACACCUGGUUCCCGCUAGACAAGACUUGUUUCACUGGCGACGCAGAUUGGUGGUACUUUGGGGUAAAUCUAAAUAUAGGUUGGGAAGAUUUAUACUAUCGUCCCUAUCUUCAGUUUGAAGUAAAUGCUGGUAAUUGUGCUCUUAAUUGCCACAGAUUAGGCUAUUUCACUGAUAAAAUGUAUGUUACCCUUGUGGCUCACGGGCGCUCAAGGUGGAGAUUAAAGAGCCCGCGGCCAUCAUGCACUGUAGAAGGUUUCAACUCAAACUUCUCAUUGAUAAACUGCACCCCCACCACCACCACACCUACAAUGACCAAUCCCCCCACCCGUACAGUGACCACACUCACCACCCCUACAAACACCACCGCCACCACCACCCCUACAACCACCAUCAUCAUCACCAUAGCUGCGUUGGUGAUGAUUGGUGUUGGUGUUGUUGUGGUGUGGCUGGUGAGGAAGCGGAUACACCAUCCCAGAGAAGCAGUGCCCAGGGUGCCGACGCGGCGCGGGCUGGCCGCCUUCCGGGGCGCCGGGGGUGCGGCUGCCGACGACGACAACUACGUGGACCCGCCCAGGGUCCCCACAGUGCUCCCGCGCGUGGGGCUGGUGCGCGGAGAGUGGCGCGUUGUCGAAGAGGUUGUGGACGACGACAACUAUGUGGACGUGGUCGCCGUGCCCCGGGGCCAGCCACCGCGCCAGGAGCCUGACUAUCUGUAUUUCGGCGGCGAAGCGGGCGAGGAGCCAAUCUACGAAGAGAUCGAUGCGCCCAGGGUCUCCAGGGUGCCCCCGCGGGUGGCGCCGCGGCAGGAGGGACACGGCUAUCUGAAUAUGGGCGACGGCAUCGACUUGCCUGCACCUCUCCACGUGUACGAGAAUGGAGACACAGAUGAUGGUACGUAUCUCACCCCGAGGCGCGCACCCCCGGGCACACCCUCAGGAGCCACGGAGGGCUGAGGCCGUGCCUGCAUGACCCCGCGCCCAGCGCCCAGCGCAUCCCCUGUGUCAGCUUUCUGUGUCAAAAAUUGAUGUGAAGUGAAUGUUAAACUUGGUGACCAGAAACAUUCCUGUGUACGAGAGAUGCUAUGUUCACAAAGGCUCGCCCCGCCGCCGGUCACGAAGACACACUCUCUCUUUAAAUACUCACCGAAACAGACAUUUGGUUUAGAUUUUGUAAAUAAUCACGGAAACACCGAUAGUGUGUGUGUGUGUGUGUGUGUGUGUGUGUGUGUGUGUGUGUGUGUGUGUGUGUGUGUGUGUGUGUGUGUGUGUAUCCGGAGGUCCUCCUGCCUCGUCUGGUCCGCAUCGCCAGCGUUCUAGGACGGCCUUUACAAGGAUCCCCGUCACCUGCUUCCUGCUGCUGCUUGACGCUUUGUGCCGCCUACUUGUACACGUUUUGUUGACGUGUGUUUUGUAAUACAGCAUUAUGAUUUUGUUAACGCGUUCCAUAAAUCUCUGUGAACUGUA